This is a messenger RNA of Salvelinus namaycush (lake trout), 831 nucleotides long. Its product is annotated as metalloproteinase inhibitor 2-like. Gene Ontology annotation, biological process: negative regulation of membrane protein ectodomain proteolysis; negative regulation of endopeptidase activity. Gene Ontology annotation, cellular component: extracellular matrix. The coding region runs from base 118 to 672 and encodes 184 amino acids. NCBI's taxonomy places the organism in Eukaryota, Metazoa, Chordata, Actinopteri, Salmoniformes, Salmonidae. The transcript has 5 exons. Gene Ontology annotation, molecular function: metalloendopeptidase inhibitor activity; protease binding. The record is from RefSeq and is a predicted model, not a curated record.
UUAUACGUCGUCCUGGGAACAGUCUCGAAGGGAAAUACGUUUUAUUGUAAUUUACGCCUCACACUUUCAUUAGUCGGAUCCUUUUGUGAUAUUUGGGUAACCAUAAUUCGUUUCCAAAUGACGCGGUAUGUAAGCAGUUGUUUCAUUACUCUGCUCGUUCUGUUCCUUUGGCGGGUCGAAGACAUCGCAGAGGCUUGCAAAUGCUCCCCUCCGCAUCCCCAACAGGCUUUUUGCGAUGCAGAUAUAGUGAUCAGGGCGAAGGUGGUUGGCAAGAAAGCUUUGUCUAACGAGAUCAAGUAUGACAUCCAACAGAUCAAGAUGUUCAAAUGUCCUAACCAGGUUAUCCACGCCAUCUACACUGCAUCCUCCCCAGCCGCAUGCGGUGUGACUCUGGAAAUCAACAAGGAGUAUCUCUUCACAGGCAAGCUGGAGACUGGAAGGAUGCAUGUAACACUGUGUGGCUAUAAUCCGCCCUGGGAGGACGUGAGUGCUGCACAAAAGAACGGCUUGACUCGCCUCUACAAAAGUGGCUGCGAUUGCAAGAUCAUCCACUGCAAUUCCCUCCCCUGUCCAAUCAGCACCACAGAUGCAUGCCUGUGGAUGGACUGGGGGACUAACAAUGGCCAAAACCUUGCCUGUAUCAAGAGUAAUGGGUCUUGUGCUUGGAAGUAGUUCCUAGAUAUUGAAGACUCCUAUACUCUACAGGCCAUCUGCUCAGUGACUCUAGAUGAAAAAGCUGCAAAUGUGUAGAUUUAAAUGAACCAACACAUCUUACUGGUCACUUAUUGUAAAAUAAACAAAUCACACAUAGCACUGUGUUAAUUUCUUCUG